AUGACCGUUGAGAAAAAGUGUUAUGUCGUUAUAAACAUAUCUCAGAAUAUCGAUUUCUAUUCAAAAGAGUGUAGUGCCAACGAGAUGGAGAAUGAACAGGAAAUAACAGGAUGUAAUCAAAGGACAAAGGAAGACCAAAUUUAUUCUUAUCAUUGA
Pediculus humanus corporis (human body louse) is the source of this 156-nucleotide messenger RNA. RefSeq lists its product as uncharacterized. The coding region runs from base 1 to 156 and encodes 51 amino acids. NCBI's taxonomy places the organism in Eukaryota, Metazoa, Arthropoda, Insecta, Psocodea, Pediculidae. The transcript has 2 exons. The record is from RefSeq and is a predicted model, not a curated record.